Neoarius graeffei (lesser salmon catfish) is the source of this 1266-nucleotide messenger RNA. RefSeq names its product mediator complex subunit 9 (gene med9). The transcript is spliced from 2 exons. Gene Ontology annotation, molecular function: transcription coregulator activity. The record is from RefSeq and is a predicted model, not a curated record. The coding region runs from base 24 to 320 and encodes 98 amino acids. Gene Ontology annotation, biological process: regulation of transcription by RNA polymerase II. NCBI's taxonomy places the organism in Eukaryota, Metazoa, Chordata, Actinopteri, Siluriformes, Ariidae. Gene Ontology annotation, cellular component: mediator complex.
GGGCGUGGUUGUAAGCAACAAACAUGGCGGCUCCCGUGUCUGUGGUGGACGAUGCGGAAGUUUACUCCUUUUUGCCGCUCAUACACGAUAUUAUCAAAUGCAUGGACAAAGACAACCAGGAUGUACACCAGGAGCUAAAUAAGUUGAGGACGCGGAUCCAGGACACGCGGGAACAGAUCUUGGCCAUGUCCGGCAUCGACUUGAGCUCUGAGGUGCAGCAGCACAAACUCCGCACCCUGAGAGAACAAGUCCGUACCAAGAACCAGCUGUUACAGAAAUACAAGGGCUUGUGCAUGUUCGACAUCCCCAAACCCUCCUGAUGUCCACAGGAAGCAUUAAAGAACUUUCGGACUCUUGUUUAAACGUCUUUAAAAGCAGACGUGUUGUGGAUCCUGCUCUGAAAUGUUGGUCUAUAUAAGGACACUUUUUUUUUCUUCUUUACAAUCACUUUUGCAUAAAUCAGCAUACCCGUGUUAACCUGUGCUUUUAUUUUGCAUAAAUAAACUCAAGUGUUUAGUCUGUACAUUUAACUAUCUGCCAUCAGUAUGUCCAUCUGUCAACAUACAGAUGUAUGCUGAUGGCACAGUUCUUUUAUCUCAUCUCAUUAUCUCUAGCCGCUUUAUCCUGUUCUACAGGGUCGCAGGCAAGCUGGAGCCUAUCCCAGCUGACUACGGGUGAAAGGCGGGGUACACCCUGGACAAGUCGCCAGGUUAUCACAGGGCUGACAACAGUUCUUUAUGUACAUGCAAAAAACAAACAAGCUGCAAGCAAGUUAACUGCAGCCUUGGUCCAUGUUUCUGAGUGGUUAAGAAACUCAUGCUUACAUUUAAACAUAAAACAGUUUGUAUGUUCUUUUUACAGAAACAUGUUAAGAGACAUCAACCUGAUGUUUUAAUUAAUGGAGAAAAGCUCAUGGUUGUAUGAGCUUUUCUCAUACAACCAUAUCUUGGUUUUGUUUUAAAUAUCUUGGAAUCAUUUUAGACUCUAACCUAACGUUCAAAAAACAUGUUAAAAAGGUGAUCAACACCAUUAAAUUCAACCUGGCAAAUUUUAGACACAUGCGACCAUAUUUAACAAUAGAGGCAGCUAACCUCUUUAUGCAUGCCAUGAUCUUUUCUUACAUUUCAUAUUGUUUCACAAGUUGGUCUCAAGCUAAUAAGACAACUUUGAAGCCAAUAGAGGUCCUAUAUAAGCAAACUAAAUCAGCAUACCUGUGUUAACCUGUGCUUUUAUUUUGCAUAAAUAAACUCAAUUGUUUUGUCUGUA